AUGUCGCACGAGGACUUGGCAGAGCUCUUGAAGAAGCCCCAGUUGAGCCGUUCCGGCGAGCUCUCGUACAUGCUCGCGGCGCCCCGAGUCGUCGCCAUGCUCGUCUGGAUCUUGCUCCUUUUCAACUCAGUCAAAGCUGCAGCGAAGCUUGGACUACGCGCGCUGAUUGGGAAGGCAGCGGUGGUCUGUACAACCGCGUCUGUCGCCACGACCCCGAGCUUCAACAUCAUCCAUCAAUCUCACGCAACGUUCUUGGAGGAAGCUGGACACGCCAGAGAUGUCGAGAUUGCUGGAUUCUUCAGCCACUUCUGGAACGCCUGUCUGCGAAUGUUCAUCGGCUCGGUAAACCAAUUAGGGCCGGCUGCAUUUGGUCAGAACAACGAGAACCCGUUCGCGAUGCAGCUUACUUUAUCAAUACUCCCUGGAUGGGCUGCGGCAAGCCUCGAGAUGAACGAACUCAACCAGACAUCUCGAUUCAAGAACCCAGCGCUGCUAGGAUUGUGCGCCCUUGCGAACGAUUCGCCACAGCUUCAGGCAGUAGCGGGUUCUUUCGAUGACGCUCUCUCCGCUAAAUACGACACUGUCAACAAGGCUAUAUGGGGCAUUGACAACGAUCUCAUGUUCGUGAACACGGAGGAUGCGACAUCGACUAAGGAUAUCGGUGGGUCUUCUUACUUCCUAGAGACUGCCGCCGCGGUCAUGAAGGAUGCCGUCCACCGCAUGGAACACAUGGUGGGCGAUUCCCAUACCAUCAUCAGUCCGAAGAGCUAA
Molecule: messenger RNA, 771 nt
Organism: Alternaria infectoria
Lineage: Eukaryota; Fungi; Ascomycota; Dothideomycetes; Pleosporales; Pleosporaceae
Exons: 2
Coding region: 1-771 (256 amino acids)
Source: RefSeq, a predicted model, not a curated record